AAUCUGUCUAUAUUUACAAUUUUAUUCAUAUAACUUGACAAUCCAUCUCAAUACAAAAACGGUGUCAUCUAGUUUGGUAGUUUCCCUUUGUAGUUGCAGAUGCCCUUUCCAAGCCCAUUUCCCAUUUGAGUAGCACCAGCACGUCUAUCCUGCUGUCCUUUUUUCCUGACAUUAGCCUCUCAUAAAUGUCGAACAAUCCACCUGUACCGCCACCACCCCAUUUUCCAGCACGAACGACGAAAAUAUCUGAAUCGACGACCUUCAAUCAUCCACUGUCUGAACUGAGUUGUGAUUUAACUAAAAAUGUUUUCACAGGCACCAAUUUAAAUCAGCAUCGAAACCAGCGAUUGACAUUCAAUACAUCCGGUGAGUGCGCCUGGGCUAUCCAAUAUCCCGAGAUCCAGAAAGCAUGCUACCUACGACAAGUUUGCCAAUUUGCGCCUCCUAAGGAGUUGCGCCUCCAAAAUGUUACUCCAAUUUUGCAGGUAGGACCAACCUGUGGAUUAACUGCCCUAAGUAUGCUCUUCGAAGGCGCACCUUCAGCAAAAACAUUUCUUGAGCUGGCCAUUGCCAAAGGGUAUUCCAACAACGGCGAAAUGUUCAGCACCAAACAGUUGAACGAACUGUUUGCUAUCGGAUUAGAUGAAAAUCGACACCUAGUAGAGUAUAAACCGGUGCAGCAUCACGUUAUUGCAGGCUGGAUGGAUGAACCGAGUAUACAAAUGCAGCUGAGAUGUGGGUCUAUCUUUUUGGUGCCAUAUGACCCGGAUCGUGAUCAUACUCCAUGCCUAAAUCGCGGACACAAAGCUCACUGGGCCCUUAUAAUUGGCUAUCUAAUUGACCAAUUCAAUGAUUUCUACGUAUUUGCUCGACAUGGGAAAACGAGAAACCUCGCUUUAUGGCCACUUCGAGACCUAGCAAAUAGUAAUGCAAAUUUAGAGGAAUUUUGCCAACCGAUAGGGCAUCCAAACGAAACAUUCGUAUUGCCAGAAGGCGGCAUAGGAGGACGGAAUGGUCUAAGAUGUAAAUUCAUCAUGAUAGAACAUUACAGGGCUAAGGAAGAAAUAAUUAUUUAGUUGUUCAUAGUCAGGCAGCUUUACUCGAUUUUUUAUCGCGCUCAAAGCGUAAUGGGCCACUUUAUUUCAUUGAAGGUAUUCAGUUAGUGUUACCGAGAGCUCUCAAUUGUUUAUGGGUAUUUAUUUAUUUAUUCUAUUCAAAUUCUAAUAUUUACUCAAACAUAGAUCUACAGAUAUUUUUAUUUUGCAAGAAUUGUGACAGAUUAAGCAGUAUUGAAAUUAUGUCACAUAACGCUGUAAAAAAUGGUUUUUAUGAACAAUAAUAUCUUUUGUGCACCCCUGCGUUUAUGCUUUGAAAAAACUAUUGCAAAUAAAUUGAUUUCAAAUGUACUUUGUUUAUUAAGACAUCUCUGAAAAAUUCGAAAUCCGUUUUCUUAAUAGUUUAGGACAAAAUUUAACCUACUAUUGCAAGACCUUCAUAAUUUUGCUAUAUAGGUAUUUUGUAAUAUCAACGAAAACAU
Messenger RNA from Aedes aegypti (yellow fever mosquito), 1537 nucleotides. Its product is annotated as UPF0692 protein CG33108. The record is from RefSeq and is a predicted model, not a curated record. The coding region runs from base 186 to 1076 and encodes 296 amino acids. NCBI's taxonomy places the organism in Eukaryota, Metazoa, Arthropoda, Insecta, Diptera, Culicidae. The transcript has 4 exons.